Messenger RNA from Saccharomyces paradoxus, 642 nucleotides. It is a transcript of the gene PSF2, whose product is annotated as DNA replication protein PSF2. The transcript has a single exon. Gene Ontology annotation, cellular component: nucleus; GINS complex. Gene Ontology annotation, biological process: double-strand break repair via break-induced replication; DNA replication. The coding region runs from base 1 to 642 and encodes 213 amino acids. The record is from RefSeq and is a predicted model, not a curated record. NCBI's taxonomy places the organism in Eukaryota, Fungi, Ascomycota, Saccharomycetes, Saccharomycetales, Saccharomycetaceae.
AUGUCAUUACCAGCACAUUUGCAGCAGACUUUCUCGCCAGAAGAGAUACAGUUCAUUGUAGAAAAUGAGCCAAUAAAGAUUUUUCCCAGAAUAACGACACGCCAAAAAAUUCGUGGGGAUGAUAGAGGAGCUGGGAACCACACCCGCUGGCAACUUAUCACUACGGAUGACAAAGCCUUAAACAAUAUGGUCGCUAUGCGUUCUACAGAAGUGGUCCUUUGGAUCGCUCUUUUACUGAAACAACAAUCCAAGUGCAGUAUUAUAGCACCACAGUGGUUGACAACGAAAGAGCUCGAUAGAAAAAUACAGUAUGAGAAGACCCAUCCGGACAGGUUUAGUGAGUUACCGUGGAACUGGCUUGUAUUGGCACGUAUACUUUUCAAUAAAGCUAAGGAUGACUUCCAUGACCCUAUUCACGAACUACGUGGUAAAAUACAAGAUUUAAGGGAAAUAAGGCAGAUCAAAGUGUUGAAAGGUCUCAAAUAUCUGAACGAGUCUCAUUUACAGUUAGAUAAUCUAAGUCUAUUAGAAAUCAAUGAGUUGAGGCCGUUCAUUACAGAAAUCAUGGAUAAACUGCGAGAAAUUCACUCAGCAUCUCUUACUGUUGGUACUGAAAUUGAGGAAGAAGAAUUCAAUAUUUGA